Molecule: messenger RNA, 939 nt
Organism: Physella acuta
Lineage: Eukaryota; Metazoa; Mollusca; Gastropoda; Physidae
Source: RefSeq, a predicted model, not a curated record
UCAUCAAGGGAGCAUUGGGUGGUUUGGCGGGUUUAGUUCAAACGUGUUUUCCUUAUGUACCAGAUCUGCUCUUGUUUGUAAUCCGAAACCCGCUUGUAAAGAUAACAGCUUAAAAUUCUUCAACAUGUCAAUACAACCUCUUUGGUUGAUGAUACAAGUCUUGACGCUCUUCCAUGUGUUCGCUGAGACUCAUCAAUGCAUUGCCUACGAUUCGACGGGAUUGAUAAGUGUAGAAAGCAAAACGGAUAAGCCCAAAGAUUGUCUCGAUUUAAGUCUGCGCACCCCAAAGUGUGUUUACUUUACAUGGAUUUCAACAAAGUGUACACUUCGGGUUGGCACAAGACUAACUGAUGCAUCCACAACUGGUGUGACCUUAUCAUCGACCAUUUGUGAUGAAUACACAAAUUGCUCGUCCUACACGGAUAUCGUUUUCAGUGAUCCGAUUGCUAUCACAAAUCAGGAGUGUGCUCAGCGUUCGGUAGCACAACCAGAUGCAAUGGGUUAUGACUAUCGAAAUGGUAUCUGUCUGCUGGAAUUCGUCAAUGGAGAGAGAGUCGUCGCAACAGAUUCCCCUGGAAUGCUACAAGGAUAUGUUCUCUGCUCACCAACUGCCCCGACAACCACACAAGCACCAACCACGGUGACAACCACACAACCACCUACUACUGAGGCAACCACACAACCACCAACCACGGUGGAAGCCGCUGCAACUACCAGAAGACCAAGGAAACAAUGCAAGAAAGGCAAAAGGAAACUACGCAGAGCAGUUACCUCACGAAAUGGACAUUAGAGAUUACACCGUUUUGGAAUAAAUACGGCAAACAAGGGUGUUCUGUAGUUAUAGAAAAAAGUUUUAACUUCUCCUUAACUCUACUUCAUCAUAUUUCUCAUAUUACUUUUAAUAUAGCUUACAACUUUAUAAUUUCUGUAUUUCAAGUU